Messenger RNA from Aureobasidium musti, 414 nucleotides. NCBI's taxonomy places the organism in Eukaryota, Fungi, Ascomycota, Dothideomycetes, Dothideales, Saccotheciaceae. The record is from the annotation of a GenBank genome assembly.
AUGAGAGGAAACGCUGCUCAGGUCAAGGUCCACUUCAAGGGUGCCGACGACGACUACAUUGUCUUUGUCGACUCUGCCCAGGCCGUCCGUGACUGGAAGGCCGACAAGUCUGUUCCUCUUGCUCAGGUCGUUAGCGGCUGGAAGAUCUUCGUUACCCACAAGUACGUGUCGACACGCUCAGCUACCCCACCACUACCCCGCGAACCAAGGCUAAUGUCAUUGCUCUCAACAGGCNAGGGUACCACCGGCAUCCUCGACGGCGCCUCGAACAGCCAGCUUGAGAACGAGUUCGGAACACACAAGGAGGAAGAGGUCGUCAAGCAGAUCCUCGAGAAGGGUGACAUCCUCGAGACUGAGAACUCUGCCCGCAACGGCGAUAGAAACAUCACUCAGGGCCCCUCAGUCGGUCACUAA